UACCUCCAUAUAGCCUAUGACCUAGAAUUUAACCUUAAUUGUUUGACUAGAUAGAAGUUCAAUGUUUUUGCAAGAAUAUCAAUUGUGCUGCUUCUUAUAUCAUAUAUAUCAUAUCCUAUCACAUCAACAGGCACACAAUGUUCUUUGCCCUGUUUUCUUUGGAGCUUUGAUUGAUCAGCAAAUUCAGGUGGUGGCAGCCAACCUAGACAUUACAAUGUUUUUACUAACCUUGCAUCUAAUAAUUUCAUUCCCUGAUGACUCUUCCUGAAUUGUGUAUUCCAUAAGGGAUUACAGAAUGUUGAUUUUCUAAUGCUCCCCUCCAAACUUCCUAGCUAAAAUUCUUCUGUGAAGAACUUCGUCCUCAACCAGGUUGUCUGGAUACUUGGAAAUACGAUUACUAAAGGAGAAGCAGACAAAUGCUUUGAUUUUCCUCUUUAAUGGCCAACGUUCAGAUUCGUAAUUCAGAGAACAGUGAGUUUUUUGCUCGCUUUGCUUACAUUUUAAAUGUUUAUACAUUCACUGUAUGUCAUAAUCUAACCGCUGCAUCUUCAGCUGUGUCCCUUCACAGUGGUUUCUAUGCCUGUUUAAUAAGACGUCACUGGUCGUCGAUGCCUUUCUUGUUCACUGGAACAAGAUCAAUAAAUAUUGUUCAUUUCUGGCUUAAUGUGUGGAAUCACCUGUUCUUCAAAACAGCCCUGCUAGUGAGAAAGCCCUGCUUUGCUUUAGUGAAGAAUAGCAGUAAGAGACGACAGUCUAAAAAUGAGGACUGCUCAUUGCUCCCCAGUUGCCAGAGUGAACAGAGGUACUAUUCUGAAGAAAUAAUGAAUUCCAGCUUAAAUUUAAGGCCACAGGAUUUUCCGAUUUACUUCUGGGUUUAAAUCACGGUUGCCAACCUCUUCAUGUAAGUAUUAGCUUCACCUUACGGUAUCUACUAUAAAUGAAGUAAAUAGUACUACUAAAAUGGAAAUAACGAAUACAGUUCCAGAUUUCUCUGCAGGUCAAUUUGAUUUUAGACUCUAUUCCAUUGAGAAUGCCACUUGAAUCACUUCUCUUCUCUGUAUUAACCAGUUUUUUAAAAACAGUAAAGAAAACUUUUCCCUUCUUUUUUUCCCUCCUUAAAAGUAUAAGGCCUGUGAAAGUAUAGAUGUGGUCAGUAGCGGAACCCAAAGGUGCGAAAAUGCUUCGUCCCUUCCCAGUGAACGAGAGCCAACGGCACCGCCUUGCCGUGAGCACCCGGGCUGUCGAAGGCCCGUCCACCCUGACUGCCCGCCCUGCGCCCGGAGCAGCCUAAGGCGGACCCCCUCUUCCUGCUUCCCUCUUCUCAGCGUCUCUGCAGCGCGGCGGAGCACCGACAGCGCGGCUCACAGAGGCGGCGCUCCGUGUGCGCUUGCAGAGUGAAGAGCAGCAUCCCGGCAAGUCAGGUUUUGAACAGGGACUGAUAUCGCCGGUACGCUUACUCAGGACGGACCGCGAACCCCAGGGUAGGUUUUACGUACGGUCUGUCCGUUCAGGUUUUGCCUUCACAAUCCUAAAGUUUAAACAUUUUAUAAGAAAUAUUUUUGGAAUGUGAAUGAUGUUGGGCUUUGCAUAAAGGGAGAACUCCAGAAAUACCUCACCUGGCCCCCAAACUUUUUUUAAGAGUAGUAACAGAUUUUCUUUCUCUUGACCUUUAAAUACUGCAGUCACACUCCCUUCCUUCCCUCCUUGUCCCUCCUCUCCUACCCCCCGUUUCCCAGAAACUCCUAUUUAGGAAACACAAGAUAUUCCAGAUUGGCAGGACUGUGCUGAAAAUGACACGACUUUCCACAAGCCCGACGUCCGUCUUGGCGAGGACAUGCUGAAAGGACAUCAUCUGUUGCUUCAGUGAAUACAAUCCUCUCUAUAUGCUGAGCGGGUGAAAGCAAACAAUGAAAUAUGUACGUGUCAGGUGACUGCAAUCAGGGACGGAAAGCUCUUUGCAGAGAACUGCUGGAGACAGGAAGGCUGAGGCGUGCGGAGGUGCAGAGGCAGAAAGGCCGCCCUUGAAGAAGAGAAGCACCCCUUCUCCUAAGCCUCAGGGGAUACGGCCCGGGGCAGGGGGCUAAGCAGCUGUGGACAUAACAGUGACGGUCUGUUUAUUCUGUGAGAGACACCAGGAAAGGCCAUUUGCUAAGCGUGCUUACAAUUAUAUAAGAGAAGAUAACUAAAUGAAUACAGAGCUCAGCUCCUGCUAUGUGUCAGGCGCUGCACUAGAUUAUAAAUCUAUAUUAUAUAAAAUGUUAUAACAUAUAGAUAUCAUAUAUAUAAUCAAAAACUUAUAACCAAAAUCCACAUCAGUACCAAUACCUGGAUUUUACAGAACAGCCAGUGCGGUUAGCGAGGCGGCUGUUACUACUGUCUGACGCGGAGUCCCGAGGGAUGAGCGGGACAACAGGUUAGCAGAUCAGGCACGCACUUCUGCUCCUGCUCAGACCAGAGGGCACGCAUCUGCACUAACGCAGAGGUACAGUCAGAAGGCGGCAGCAGCGGUCAGGCCGCGUCCAGCCCGGGAGCGGGGUUUCCCGGCCCUUGCGUGAAGCGGGCACUGCCAGCACCCAGCCCGUGGCACCUCCACACAGCCGCUGGGCUCUGCCUUCUCCAGCCGUGUGGGCAGGGCCGGCCCUCAAGGGGGGCAAGAGGUUCUGCGGGACGCAGUCACCAGGAGCAGCUCUGCACUACGGACGCAGGAAUGGCGGUAGCCGCACCCCUGCGCUGCCCUGCUGUGGUGGACAGCGGCCGAGGCACGCCCCCCGCAGUUGCCCGCAGCUCACAGGUACUGCCGUCUAGGUGCCCUCAGCGGCACCUGCUGCCCAGCACUCACUGCAGUGCCUCCCUGCCCUCCGUCUCACCCCCGGCGCCUGCAAGUGCGACCCCAGGUCCCGGACGGAACAGGCCGCUGUCCUUAAACAGUCUCAGUUCACCCUGGGGACUCAAAACCAAAACAGUGGAGGACGGAGAUGUGAAGCCAGAGGACCAGAAGUGCUGGGGAGAGGAACUCCGCCGCCGACCAGGGGGCCGGCUGAGGUGCAACGGAAUUCAAGUCACAGGAGGAGGAGAGGGCAAGGAACGGGGCAGGCCAAGGCCGCUCAGGCUGCAGAAGGGAAAUCAAGUCAGAGAGGAAGGCAGACAGGUGGGAGUCGGGAGAGCAGUCCGCUGCGUGCGCUGGGAGUCAGGGGCAGGACGGUGUGCGGUGAUGGCAGGGGCAAGGGCAGCCCGAGAGCGUCCGCUCCUGAGUGGAGAAACACCGAAGAAACCGCAGAACGGUGCAGCCAGUGGCUGGAGCGCCGGAGUUCUCCUCCAGGAGUGCUGGUCCGCUGCGAUGGGGGCAGGAGCUGCGAAGGGGAGAGGCCAAGACCACCUGUGAAAGCGUGACAGUGAGCUGGACGCAGGUCCGGCCAAGCGUGACAAAGGGAAAGCCUGGACGGUGACGAUCUCAGAGGGAAAGGCAAGUCUGCAGGGACGAAGUGGAAGUUGCUCCGUUCUGAGGUGCGCCAGGCUGCCCCAUCUCUACGGAGGAGGAGGAGGGAAGAGCGUGUUCCUAAGGGAAGGCAGCACGUUACUGGGCGGCAGAGGAUGCGGAAGGGUAUUUAUAAUGGAAGAGUUUUCAGCACACACAGGGGAAAGAGCGGGGAGGGAAGUAAUCUAAGGAAGACAAGCCAUUGGGAGAGAGGGAGGACUUCCGUAUCAGUUAAGGACCUCAGGGGCACGGGGCAGUGGCUAGGAGGUGAACGGGAUGCAAAUAACUGAAUAAAGGCCAGGAGGGCGACAGCAUGACACCAUGACAAGAGCAGCACCUCUGGAGUCAGACCUGGAUUAGUUCUGGGAUGUGAAACUGACUCUAGGAUCUGGGGAACAGUAUAUAAACUUCUACGUCUCUAUUUUCUCAUCUGUACAAUGGGAAUAGUUAUUUGGUGUUAUUUUGAGGAUAAAAUAUGAAAUGUUUAGCCCCACUCCUGGUUAACAAGAAGCAUCCAAUACAUGUUAAUUCUUGUUUAUUACAAGUGGCUUCACGGUUUUGAAUGAAUCCCUUGGUAUAAAGAAAUUUAAAAUCAGUUGGCCAACGGUCCCGGCUAUUGUUAAGAUUCAUGCAUUCUUAUAUUUGUCAGAACUGGGUCCACGGUGCAGCAAGUGAGACCAGCAAGACACAGAAGUUAGAAGCCUCAGUCAGUACACAGCCGGAGCACCAGGACCCCCGUGAGCACCCUGCGCCUGCCUUGCCUCACCACAGGCCAGGCUCUGCCAGUAACUCACGGGGGCCGCUGCUUAGCUCCGAGAGCAGAGCUGUUCCUCACACAGACCCGGUUACACGGAUCGGCACGGCGUGCGGACCUGCGAAGGCAGAGUCACUCUCUUGUGAGUCGUGGAUGCUCCAUAACUAAUUGAUCUGAACAGAUAUAUUUCUCAGACUUGUUCACAAGGUUUCAUAUUAUAUCACAUUAUAUAUAUAU
Molecule: messenger RNA, 4466 nt
Organism: Chinchilla lanigera (long-tailed chinchilla)
Lineage: Eukaryota; Metazoa; Chordata; Mammalia; Rodentia; Chinchillidae
Exons: 2
Coding region: 2708-3382 (224 amino acids)
Source: RefSeq, a predicted model, not a curated record